Molecule: messenger RNA, 5644 nt
Organism: Echinops telfairi (small Madagascar hedgehog)
Lineage: Eukaryota; Metazoa; Chordata; Mammalia; Afrosoricida; Tenrecidae
Gene: HK2
Product: hexokinase 2
Exons: 18
Coding region: 337-3093 (918 amino acids)
Biological process (GO): glucose 6-phosphate metabolic process; glycolytic process; intracellular glucose homeostasis
Cellular component (GO): cytosol; mitochondrion
Molecular function (GO): mannokinase activity; ATP binding; fructokinase activity
Source: RefSeq, a predicted model, not a curated record
GCAUCCUGUGGGCGUCUGGGAGCCGGAGGGAACGGAUCAUCCUAGUCGAGCCGGCUGCGAUUCUGCCCAAGUUGCGAUUUACUAAUCUUGUGGCCGAAGUUGGCUCCGUGACCGUGGGGUAGCCGGACACGUCUGCUGCAGUCAUACUGAAGGCAGUUGUGACCUGAGGUCGCCUACCCACCCGGAGCACUCUCUUAGCCAGCCCGCCUUUGUGCGCUGCCCGGAUUCCCGGCUCCCUGUGAGGCUGCCCGUGCCGGUACAAAUCAGUCCCACCCUCCCCGCUGCGCGCACGUUCGCUCUCCGGUUUCCCAACUCGGCGCCUCUGCCCACCGCAGGAUGAUCGCUUCGCAUCUGCUCGCCUACUUCUUCACAGAGCUCAAUCAUGAUCAAGUGCAAAAAGUCGACCAGUACCUCUACCACAUGCGGCUUUCUGAUGAGACCCUUCAGGAGAUCUCGGAACGGUUCCGAAAGGAGAUGGAGAAAGGGCUUGGGGCCACCACCCACCCCACCGCUUCGGUGAAAAUGCUGCCCACCUUUGUGAGGUCGACGCCCGAUGGGACAGAACAUGGAGAGUUCCUGGCCCUGGACCUCGGAGGGACCAACUUUCGGGUGCUCAGGGUGCGGGUGAUGGACAAUGGCCUCCGGAGGGUCGAGAUGGAGAACCAGAUCUACGCCAUCCCUGAGGACAUCAUGCGGGGCAGUGGCACCCAGCUGUUCGACCACAUUGCCGAGUGCCUGGCCAACUUCAUGGGCCAGCUCCAGAUCAAAGACAAGAAGCUCCCGCUGGGUUUUACCUUCUCCUUCCCCUGUCACCAGACGAAACUAGACGAGAGUUUCCUGGUCACCUGGACUAAGGGGUUCAAGUCCAGUGGUGUGGAAGGCCAAGACGUGGUGCGUCUGAUCCGGAAGGCCAUCCAGAGGAGAGGGGACUUCGAUAUCGACAUUGUGGCGGUGGUGAAUGACACAGUCGGGACCAUGAUGACCUGUGGUUAUGAUGACCAGAACUGCGAGAUCGGUCUCAUCGUGGGCACGGGCAGCAACGCCUGCUACAUGGAGGAGAUGCGCCACAUUGACACGGUGGAGGGCGACGAGGGCCGCAUGUGCAUCAACAUGGAGUGGGGGGCCUUUGGAGACGACGGCACGCUCAACGACAUUCGCACUGAGUUUGACCAGGAGGUCGACAUGGGCUCUCUGAACCCUGGGAAGCAGCUAUUUGAGAAGAUGAUCAGCGGAAUGUACAUGGGGGAGCUGGUGAGGCUGAUCCUGGUGAAGAUGACCAAGGAGGAGCUGCUCUUUGGGGGCAAGCUCAGCUCAGAGCUCCUCACCACAGGCCUCUUCGAGACCAAGGAUGUCUCAGAUAUUGAAGGGGAGAAGGACGGUGUCCGGAAGGCCCACGAGAUCCUUGUGCGGCUCGGGCUGCAGCCAACCCAUGAGGACUGUGUGGCCACUCACCGGAUCUGCCAGGUUGUGUCCACACGCUCGGCCAACCUGUGCGCGGCCACCCUGGCAGCCGUGCUGCGGCGCCUCAAGGAGAACAAGGGGGGAGAAGAGAGGCUUCGCUCCACCAUUGGCGUCGACGGCUCGGUCUACAAGAAGCACCCCCAUUUUGCCAAGCGUCUUCACAAGACAGUGAGACGCCUGGUGCCCGACUGCGAUGUCCGCUUUCUCCGCUCGGAGGAUGGCAGUGGCAAGGGGGCGGCCAUGGUGACUGCAGUAGCCUACCGGUUGGCCGAUCAACACCGAGCCCGACAGAAGACCCUGGAGUCUCUGAAGUUGAGCCAGGAGCAGCUGCUGGAGGUCAAGAGGAGGAUGAAAGUGGAAAUGGAGCAAGGCCUGAGAAAGGAGACUCACGCCAGUGCCCCCGUGAAGAUGCUGCCCACCUAUGUGUGUGCCACCCCCGAUGGCACAGAGAAAGGUGACUUCCUGGCUUUGGACUUGGGGGGUACAAAUUUCCGUGUCCUGUUGGUCCGUGUGCGGAACGGGAAGCGGCGCGGGGUGGAGAUGCACAACAAGAUCUACUCCAUCCCGCAGGAGGUCAUGCACGGCACAGGGGAUGAGCUCUUCGACCACAUCGUCCAGUGUAUCGCUGACUUCCUGGAGUACAUGGGCAUGAAGGGCGUGUCCCUGCCUCUGGGCUUCACAUUUUCCUUCCCCUGCCAGCAGAACAGACUGGAUGAGAGCAUCCUCCUCAAAUGGACUAAAGGCUUCAAGGCAUCUGGCUGCGAAGGCGAGGAUGUGGUCAACCUGCUGAAAGAAGCAAUUCACCGGCGAGAGGAGUUUGACCUGGAUGUGGUUGCGGUGGUGAAUGACACAGUUGGAACGAUGAUGACCUGUGGCUAUGAGGAUCCUCACUGUGAAGUCGGCCUCAUUGUUGGCACGGGCAGCAAUGCCUGCUACAUGGAGGAGAUGCGCAACGUGGAACUGGUGGAAGGAGAGGAAGGGCGGAUGUGUGUCAACAUGGAGUGGGGUGCCUUUGGGGACAAUGGAUGCCUAGACGACUUCCGCACCGAAUUUGAUGUGGCUGUGGACGAGCUUUCUCUCAACGCUGGCAAGCAGAGGUUCGAGAAAAUGAUCAGUGGCAUGUACCUGGGUGAGAUUGUGCGCAACAUCCUCAUCGAUUUCACCAAGCGUGGACUGCUGUUCCGUGGACGCAUCUCAGAGCGACUCAAGACAAGGGGGAUCUUUGAAACCAAGUUCCUAUCUCAGAUUGAGAGUGAUUGCCUCGCCCUGCUGCAGGUCCGGGCCAUCCUGCAGCACCUGGGGCUGGAGAGCACCUGUGACGACAGCAUCAUCGUCAAGGAGGUGUGCGCUGUGGUGGCGCGGAGGGCGGCCCAACUCUGUGGGGCAGGCAUGGCGGCCGUGGUGGACAAAAUACGGGAGAACCGUGGUCUGGACACACUCAAAGUGACCGUGGGCGUGGAUGGGACCCUCUACAAGCUACACCCUCACUUUGCGAAAAUAAUGCACGAGACGGUGCAGGACCUGGCGCCGCGGUGCGACGUGUCCUUCCUGGAGUCUGAGGAUGGCAGUGGGAAGGGGGCGGCGCUCAUCACCGCCGUGGCCUGUCGCAUCCGCGAAGCGGGACAGCGAUAGAGCCCCUGCAGCCGGAAGUGGCUCCCGCGGCUUCCCCACCUCCCCUCUUGUCAUUUUAAAUUAUAAGGUGCCACCCCCGUGUGCCAGACACACUUGACCUUUCCUGGGCCGAGAGGACGCCGUCAGACUGGGUUUUGCCUCCUGCACAAAAGCCCGGACCCUCCUGAGAGAAAUACCAUGGGGCUUUUGUUCACACCCAUCACAACCAUUCCCACUGGUUCUCUGAAAACGCCUGUAAAAUUCUAGCCUUCGGACCCAAUCCUCUGUACCUAGAAAAUCCUGCGGGAUGCCGGAGACUGAUGCAAAGACAAGCCUGCUUCACCUUGGAGCCUGAACUGGACAUUUCCUGGGGGGGGUGACCUGCCCAAAGAGGGUCCCAUGCCCUUUCUCCCACCAGAGGCUGGAGGUAGAGGGGUGGGGGUCCCCAUGGAGCCAGAUUUUCUACAGACAGAGCCUGGUACAGGGGCCACCUGUGGAGGGGUGUCUGGAUAUCCACCUGGAAGCCCCUUUUCAACUCCAUCCCCAAGCAUUUGCCCUUGUGCAUUCCUGGAAUGAAGGGGUAGAGCCCUGGUCUGGGAAAGCUGAACCAAAGCCAAGAGUUGGGGCUACUCUCUGAGAGGCAGGCUUCUAUGAGCAGUGGACCUCUGGGGGAGAGGGGACUUUCUGGUUGCUGUGUGUGUGUUUCUUUCUUAAAAUUCUUAGAAAACUGGACAACACUGUUUUGUUUUAAUUUAUGUUUGAAAUGUAUUUAGCCUUUGAAGUAGAUCUGCACCUUCAUCUGAACACUGUCUGUAAUGGUCGGUUGUAUGCAAUGUAUUUAUAUGUUAAUUGCUGUGUAUGUAGACGUGCAAGGGUCUUCCGUAUCAAACUCAUCUGUAAAUCAGUGUGGCUCGAGGAGGGAAGAUGAACAUACUGGUUCCUAGAAAUACCUCAUCUGUCUGCAGGGAAGAGACGGGGACUCUCUUCAGGAUUCCUGACGAGCAAAGAGGCCGGUUCCUAGCCCCCUCAUGCCCCGUGGACUGGGAUUUGGAAGGCAGGGACGGAGCGGUGGAGAAUGACCCUUUGCAGAAGAACCACAGCACUUCCGGCUCUGGCUCAAGCCUAUAGCAUGCAAUAUCAACCAAAGGAAAUGGAAGGCAUUUCUGGCAGACCCAGUUCUUAGACUGUGUUUAGUCUUAGGGUGAUCAGUAGUCUUUUCAAACUCUUGUCAAGUCUUGACAAGAUAAUGUAACCACCGACAUAUUCUUUUUAAUUGUGUCUAAUUACUCAAUAGCAAACCAAUUCAACCACCACCACCCCAAAACCUCAGGGCCAGCAUGUUUGUGCCUUUCCAGCACAUUUCCCUUGGGGGUUAGUUUUGCAAAUGUUUGACAAGGAGUGUUAACUGGGUACCUGCUCCCUCGGCUGCACUGACAUCGAUCAGUCUGCUGCUCCAUUUGAGUGUUUUUAUGUGCAGUAUUGGUGUCAAAAGGAGCCCCGAGGUGCAGUGGGCAAAGUGCUGGGCCUCACACUGUGAGGUUGGUGGUUCAAAACCCACCAGCCACACCACAGGAGAAAGAUGAGGCUGUCUGCUCCAGCAAAGAUUGACAGCCUGGGAAAGCCUACGGAGCCGUUCUACUCUGCCUCACAGGGUCUUGUGCGUCAGAAUGCCCCCUGGGGUUUCAUUUGGGUUAUUGAUGUCAAACUACUGGGUGAGAUGGCAGAGCCACAAACAUCUCCAUAACCCUACUUUUCAAGAGCCCAGUUAAUUCUGAAUUUGAAAACCCACUCUGUCCACCCCCCCACUCCCCCACCCCCCUUUACAUUGAGCAGAACCCCACACAAUGAAAGAGCGUGGGCUCUAUGGCACUAUUCAAUGGAAUUCAAGGUCAAAGCUUCACAUGACUCGCCGUGCUCAGUCUUUGUACGUGUAUCAAACUUGUCCUGAGCAAAGGACCUAAUGAUAGCAUUGUUCAAACGGGGACCUGUGAUAUGUGGGGAGUACAGCACUAGACUCACGUAGCUCUUCCUGGGCUGUCCGAAGGGAAGGGGGCAGGCUGCUCAUUUGUUCCGGUCUCCUGUGCUGUCCCUCGGCCAUCUCCCUCCUACACGAACUGACUCGGAAUGUGGCUGCCUCUUACAACACAGAAGCCAAAGGGCCCCUUGAGAUGUGUGUAGACAUGGAUUUUGUUUUAACUUUUAAACUUGAAUGCUAGGCACCGAUGAGAUACACAUUUCUAAAAGCUAGAGAGAUGUGUGUGUGUGUGUGUGUAUAUGUGUUUGUGUGUGUUUCUUAAAGAUGUGUGCUGAAAAUGCAAUUUUAAUGCUUGUGGUCCUAGAAGUAGGUGACAGCCCUUUGCUGCUGCUGCUUUGCCUUGCGUGAAUAUGGUAAAUCUCAAUCUUUGAUCAGGAUGAGUUGACUAACAGGUCAUCCCCGAUCCUUCCGAUCCUUGUGCAUCCAGUCUAGUGGAGAUGUUGCAUUCAAUGUACAAAAUAAGUAACUAGUUGAAUUAACUCUGUGAAGUUAACUAUUAAGAAUAAAUUUGAACAUUUAAAAAAAUAUACAAAGAUU